GCUUCUGAUAGGCUGCCGCCGCCGCCGCCGCCAGGCAACGGUUUCCAUGGCGAACGGGACCGACUCGCAGGAGGCGGCGGCGGCCUUGUCAACUCGCGUCGCCUCAGCAAUGGCAUUUGCACCUCCCAGGAACCUGGAUGGCCCGAAGAUGCAAACCAAGAUGAGCACAUGGACACCCCUGAAUCACCAGUUGAUGAAUGACAAGGUAUUUGAAGAAAGAAGAAAUCUGUUGGGGAAAUGGUUUGACAAAUGGACAGACAACCAGAGGCGAAGAGUCCUGCUGGACUUCCUAGAGCGCUGCUCCCUCUUGCAGCUCAGGUUCUGCGUCAAGCAGCUGCAGGCUCGAGUUCCAGUGGAGGCCCUGGAUUUCACCACUAAGCUCCCCAGGGUUUUGUCCCUCUACAUCUUUUCUUUCCUGGACCCUCGUAGUCUCUCCCGAUGUGCUCAGGUGAGCUGGCACUGGAAGAACUUGGCAGAACUAGAUCAGCUCUGGAUGCCAAAAUGUCUGCGCUUUGGGUGGUAUCUCAAUUUCUCUCCAACCCCGUUUGAGCAAGGAAUCUGGAAGAGACACUACAUUGAGGUGGUGAAUGAGUUCUGGGUCACCAGCCCUAAGACCCCUCCAAAAGAGGACUUUGUGGUGGUCGAUGUUCAGCCUAUAACGAAAGAGGGUCUGGAGGUGAAACAGUCCCUGUCCCCGUCAGUCCUCCAGUCAGCAUCUCCUCUCGGAAAGAAGAUGAGCAAGGAGAAGCAAGAUCUCCCUCCCUGGCGUUCUUCAGAUAAGCAUCCUACAGACACCGUCAGAUUCAAUUACCUGGACAACUUUGAUCCCAUCGAGCAAGCGAGGCAGGCUAGGAAGAAAGGAGGAGGGCUCAUCCCAGACCUCAGCCAGUCGGCCUUCCAGAAGAAAAGGAAACCAAGCAGUGCAUCGUACAAACUCCGAAAAGCAAAGUCCCUGAUGUCCCUCUCUGCAGACCUCGGCUCACAGCCAAAAGCCCCCGCUCGCCCCAACUGGGCUACUUACCACCCUGCGGGCUAUCCUGCCACCAAAGCAAUGGCCAAGAUCCUUGCCCAGAGCGCCCAGUGGAACGCUGGGAUACGGCCGGCGCCGGCGCAGGGUCCAGUCCCACAGCUGAGCGAGAAGGGGAAGAAGGCCUUUGCACGGACAAGCAGAAGCUCACCAACAUCUCCACUCUUCGAAAGCCAGCCCUGGGAACUUCCCCCAUCAGACACGGGAUCUGAUGCAGAACAGGAGGAUGGAGAAAAGAGACUUUUCAAAGUAACACACUUGAAUUAAUCUCCCCAAGGGAAAGACAGGUGUCAUUGCAGGCUACGAUCGUCUUCCUAGAGCCCAGCUUUCUGAAAAGGGGCUCUUUGGACAGGGAUUAAGAAUCAUGUGGAUUUAUCAUGUCUUCAUUUCCAUGGUGGACUAACCAAUGACUAACCAAUGGACUGCUGGGACAACCUAGAUUUUUUUUUUUAAAAAAGAAAAUACUGUUCAGAUAGGAACUUUGCACGUGGCCUUAGACAAGGCCCUAUUUCUCAGCCUUAGUUUCCAAGCUGUAAAAUGGGAAUGGUGGUGGUCUACCUCAUCGAGUUGUGGAAUUGAUGGUCAGCAACAGUGCAGUGCUAUGCAUAUCUACUCAGAAGUAAGUCCCACUGAAUUCAAGGGGGACUUACUCCUUUGGUAAGCGUUUAUAGGAUUGCAGCAUCAGGCAGACUCGGUUUUCGUAAUGGUUACUGGCAACUCUGAGUUAUUACAUAAAGAGGAAAAGAACGCAAAGGAAGGAUUUAGUUCCAGUAGGUGGCUGAAACAUAAUCAACGGUAAGAAGAUGAUUAAACAAAAUGGUCUAUGCCAAAGUAGCAAAUGUGAUGCUCAUGCUUCUCCCUCUCCCUCCUUUCCAUAAACACCCUUUCUUGUUUCCCCCCAUUAUCAACAUUGAGACUGUAAGCGGUUUGGGGGCAGAGACUUUAUAAACCCUGUACACUGUGAUGACGUAUGGAUGGUCCUGGGUCUAUCAGUUUGGCAGCCAACUGGGUCCACCUUAAAAGAAAAAGAAGGGUAGUAGUUUC
This is a messenger RNA of Podarcis raffonei (Aeolian wall lizard), 2071 nucleotides long. It is a transcript of the gene FBXO16, whose product is annotated as F-box protein 16. Gene Ontology annotation, molecular function: protein binding. The record is from RefSeq and is a predicted model, not a curated record. The coding region runs from base 47 to 1294 and encodes 415 amino acids. Lineage: Eukaryota; Metazoa; Chordata; Lepidosauria; Squamata; Lacertidae. The transcript has 9 exons.